CUAUGCUCUUCCCAUCAGUGGCUCUCCCCGUUUCCUGAGCCGGAUCUAUGCAUACCUAGUGCUGCAGAGUCCGGGGACAUCCCCGUGUUUAGGGUGUUUAGGAUGAGCAUGGAAGAUUAUGACUAUCUGUUCAAGAUAGUCCUGAUAGGAAAUGCUGGCGUUGGGAAGACAUGUCUUGUCCGGCGCUUUACUCAGGGCCUUUUCCCACCUGGACAAGGGGCUACCAUCGGAGUAGAUUUCAUGAUUAAAACCGUGGAAAUCAAAGGGGAGAAGGUCAAGCUGCAGAUAUGGGACACGGCUGGACAGGAGAGAUUUCGCUCCAUCACUCAGAGUUAUUACCGUAGUGCCAACGCCCUCAUUCUCACGUAUGACAUUACCUGUGAGGACUCCUUCAGGUGCCUUCCAGAGUGGCUGAGGGAGAUUGAGCAGUAUGCCAACAACCAAGUGGUGACUAUAUUAGUCGGUAAUAAAAUAGACCUGGCAGAGAAGAGGGAGGUUCUCAGACAGAGGGCUGAAGAUUUCGCUGAGUCCCAGAGCAUGCUGUAUCUGGAGACCUCGGCCAAGGAGUCCGACAACGUGGAGAAACUGUUCCUGGACCUGGCCUGCGAACUCAUCCGGGAGGCCAAGCAGAACAAGCUGGAUAACAAUGACACUGCCCCGAUGCCCGGCGAGGGUAAAACCAUCAGUUACUUGACCUGCUGCAGCCUGAAUUAGACAGAGCUCCAGACCGAGCCUCUGGCCGUGCUAACUCAGUAGCCAUUGACUGUAGAGAGCAAACGGCUGAGCCCCUAUGCCUCCGUCCCUCUAAAGAUGGCAUCAAGCCUCUAAUUUCUCUCAUUUCUAGUCCCAUGCCUUUUAAAAGCUGUACAAAGGAGUCCGUCAAUUUGAGUUCUUCAUGGAGAGCAUUAUCCUCAGUGCAACAGGGUGUAGUGUUUGUCUGCCUGAUGCAUCCGAGAAUCUGAGUAGGGCUCAAUUUUGUCCUCUUCAUGCUGAAAUGGCAGAACUCUCCUGUUUGGAUUUGAGGCUCCAUUGUCAUUAAAUAUUCACCAGCAGUAUUACGUGAGUGAAAAAGCUCAACCAGGUAUUUUGUUACAGAUUCAACCGAGCUGACAAAAAGCUUCCCGAUCCUUGGAGGUGAUCGGUUCACGGUAACAAAAUGUUUACACACGGAAUGUUUUUAAGAUGACCAAGUCCGAUCGAGUUGCGAGAAAACGUCGCAAACUUUUCCUGAAAUCAGUUGCACAAUCUUUACAACUUAUUUUUCCCACUCCGGUUCCCUCAGCUCUGAGAAUUGCAUAAAAUGUUAUUAACUUUUCAUAAUCCCAUUUUCUGUGUAGUUAUUUGCACCUGUCAUUACAAACUGUGAAAAUAUUUGUUCCCAGUAGAUUUUUACUUGCUGCUAAAAUAUGUUUUUAUGUCGGAUUAAACAUGAAUUAAAACGCGUAUAGAUGCUACAUUGAAAAAGUGACAUUAUUUUUGUGUGCUUGCAGUAAGUUGAUUUAGUAUGAAGCAAGUUGGAAGGCCUCUGAAAUUAUGUUUUUGACCAUCAGCUGUUACUUUAACCCAUAGUCGUGAAUAUUUCUGCCUUCGUUGUUGCUGCCUAGCCAUGAAAUUGUAAAACUUCAUUUAUUUUGAAGACGUUUGUCCAUGUAGUUUCCAAUGACUCGUUGUACUUCACAUGCUUUGAUUGUGAAAUGUGUCCAGCAUGUUUUUACCAUAAUUUGUAGUGUCUAACUUUAUCUUUCAUAUAUUUGCCAUACCUGUAUUGUACUGUAUUGCACAACGCCAUUUACUGCA
Messenger RNA from Limanda limanda (common dab), 1797 nucleotides. RefSeq names its product RAB30, member RAS oncogene family (gene rab30). Gene Ontology annotation, cellular component: trans-Golgi network. Gene Ontology annotation, biological process: Rab protein signal transduction. The record is from RefSeq and is a predicted model, not a curated record. Gene Ontology annotation, molecular function: GTPase activity; GTP binding. Bases 103 to 714 code for a protein of 203 amino acids. The transcript is spliced from 5 exons. Lineage: Eukaryota; Metazoa; Chordata; Actinopteri; Pleuronectiformes; Pleuronectidae.